AUGGAGCAGGUCUCGGACCAUCGAGCCCGAGGUCCGGUGCGCUAUCAACUGUGCAGCAAAAGCAUGCUCGAUUUCCGCGCUUAUAAACCCAGGGUCGUAACACUACUCUCUCCUUUCAAAGAGCGCGUCCUCGCGCUAGCCUGCGACUCUACGUCUUACAAGAACGCGCUCACCGGCCAAGCACACACACUGUCGUGGAUGCAAGGUCCGAUCAAUGUAAUGAAACAGCAGAGAGCAGGUCUCGAACCUUCGAGCCCGAAAAAUUCAUUUGCUGCAACAGUUCCCCAUUUUAUUGAUUACCUGAAGGACAUCCUGCGGAGGUACCCUGAUGGAGGACAGAUAUUAAAGGAGCUUAUCCAGAAUGCUGAUGAUGCCGGGGCGUCGGACGUGGUGUUCCUCCAUGAUGAGAGAUGCUACGGCAGCCAGAGCCUCAAGACUGAAGGUUUGGGAAAGUACCAAGGUCCUGCACUGUAUGCCUUCAACAAUGCAGAGUUCACAGCAGAGGACUGGGAGGGAAUCACGACCACAGGCCGGAGCAUCAAACGCAAAGAUCCAAACAAAGUUGGCAGGUUUGGGAUUGGAUUCAACUCUGUCUACCACAUGACAGAUGUGCCAUCCAUAUUCAGUUCCAAGUACCUGGGCUUCCUGGAUGCUCAGGACAAGCUGUUUGAGGAGGAUGGAGGCUUCCGGUGGUGUCUGGAGAACAAGGAAGACCAGAUAACUCUCCUGAAUCUGCAGGAUCAGUUCCAACCAUUCAGAGAUGUUGUCGAACUAGUCAGUGGCCAGAGAUGGAAUGACAUCAUCCAGGAGGAGUAGCACUUUAAAGGGACACUCUUUAGGUUUCCUCUGCGCAGUGAGGCCUCAGAGAUCUCAGAUAACCUGUAUGACUACCACAAAGUAGUUCAGCUUUUCGAGAGCUCCAUUGCAGAUGCAGACAUAAUCCCUCUGUUCCUGAGGAACGUGUCAUCAGUCUCUUUGCAGCACAUUAACACGAACCUGUCCGUCAACACCCGGCUCUCAGUGAGCUCAUCCAGUCCCACAGCUGAUCCAACUCUGAGGCCCAGGAGUGAUUCAAACAUCAAGGGCUCAACCUGCUUCAAAACCAUCCCAAAACCAUACCUCCAACAGACAAAGACCAGGUGGCUUGUGACAACAUGUUGCAUGAAAGACGGAAAUGUACCAAAGCUAGAUUCACUUGCCAAGAAGCUAAGUUUCCGCCCUCAUGUUGAUUUGGCGUUUCCGUGUGGCCAGGAGAAUGUCCUGACUGAGCGCAGACUGAGCUGCUUCCAGCCCCUUCCUAACAAGGACUCCAACAAGACUGGACUCCCGGUCCAUGUGAAUGCCUGCUUCGGCCUCACUGACAACAGAAGACACAUCAAGUGGCAGGAGGAAGACCAGAAGUAUGAUGAAGCUGCAAUGUGGAACGAGCUGCUGGUGAAGGAGGUUCUCCCUCACACAUACCUCCUGAUGCUGCAGGAUGCCACCAACCUAGCCAAGACCACCACACUCCCCGUCUCAGCUGUGUACAAGAUCUGGCCAGACCUCAGUCAGACCAGAGACAAAUGGCAUGGGAUUGCUGAGGACAUUCUACAACGUCUGUUUAGACAGAACACUGCGGUCUUCUCUCUAGCUGAAGACAAAAAACAGUUUGUUUCUCCUGCCGAGUCUGUGUGUCCAUCCAAUGACCCCAAGGCAUCUGAAAUGAUGGCUGCCGUGACCAGGACCUUGAUUGCAGGAGGAGAAAAGCUUGUCACCUUCCCAGAUCAUGUCUCCAGAGCUGUCCAGCAGGCUUUCCCAAACCGUAACACUCUGAAAUGGGUGACUCCAGCUCUUGUAAGGGGUGUUCUCCACAGAGAUGCCAUGUCCAACCUCUCCAUCGAUGACAAACGGUCUCUGCUGCAGUUCAUCUUGAGCGAUGAGAAAUACCACAACCUCAGGGAUCUGAAGAUGCUGCCUCUCAGCGACAGGACUUUCAAAACAUUCACAAAUGAAGAGAAGGACAUUGCUCUUAUUGACAAUGAUUCAUUUCCAAUAGUGCUGCUGCCAGGUUACAAAGCCCUGUUUCUGCCGGAUGAUCUCAGCGACACUAGCAUCCACCAUUUGAGGCAACUAGCUAAAACAAAGAAAUUCAACGUAUUCAAUGUGGAUGCUGACAUCGUGGCUACAUUUGCCAAGAAGAGUCUCCCAAAGGACUGGGAACAGACAGAUGGUCAUGUCACCUGGAAGGUAGGGAGUGGCCAGCACCCACCCUUGAGGUGGCUCAGAGAGUUCUGGAAAUGUCUCAACACUCACUGGGGAUAUCGGAGAUGUUUUGAAUGCAUGCCACUGAUACCCAUCGAGCCUCUUCACGAUACUAGCCAGUCUGUCAAACUUGCAAGACUACAACAGAAUCCAACCACAAUUUUUCGGGAAAGCAAACAAACCAUCUUAUCAGACAAAAUCGAGAAAGUGAUAAAUAGUGUUGGGGGAACAGUGGUGAACAGAGAUAAAUGCCUGAAGCACCGAGAUCUUGACUCGUACGUACUACCACCAUCGCCUCAGAACAUUCUACAGGUGUUCAUGAACUUAGCUGCCAGUCAGGUCAUCAGUGGAAUCAGUUCUGCUCCUCACCAUGAGAAAGAAGAACUCAAAGCCUACCUAUCUAAUCUGAAUCCUCUCACAGUCCAGGAGCGAGAUCUGCUCUCAAAGAUGCCUCUCUUCCAAUCAAUGGCCAGAGAAUACGUUGCCGCCCUAUCCAAGCAGGCGGUGGUUCUGAGUUCCACCCCAGCUCUCCCCACAGAGCUCCCCAUGCUGCAUUCCAUUGUCCGGUGUGCAACUGAGGCUGAUCGCAAGCUCCUAUUGUUGCUCAAGGUUGAUCUCCUGGAGACCGCCCAGGUGGCCAUUUAUUUGGUUGAUGGAGUUGAGAGGAAGUCUUUCAAGAAACAAGAGACUGAGAGAAUCAUGACCUGGAUUUUACAGCAUGGCAGUAUCCUCUUCUUACAGAAUGGGACCUUGUACAGAAAAUGUAAGGAUUUGAGCUUCAUCGAAGUAGAUGGAAAAUUGAAGAAGACUUCCAGCAUUUUUGAUCCAAACAAUAAAACCUUCCAAGUCCUUUUUGAAAGAGAUUUUUUCCCUCCAGCUGUGUUCACCCAGACUCUCCAGAUGCUUGACGGCUUAACACGUAUUGGAUUGCAUACAAAGGAAAUGGAAGUCUCAGCAGACAACGUGUUGCAUAUUGCCACCCAUAUUGAGAAAUCACGUGUUCACUCACAAAGGGCUUUCAAAAAGGCAGAAGCACUUCAAAGACUAUUGAAUGACAAUGACUUGCUUUCCCAGUUCUCUCAUCAGCAGCUGCAGCACCUCUCACAGCUGCAGUGGGUCCCUUGUGAGAAUCCUUGCAUCACGAAAGAAAAGAACAAGCGGAAAAGUUUCUAUAAGCCAGAGGAGAUACGACAUUCGGAGUACAAGAGCAUUGUAGGAGAGAAGAAGACCGUCAAGGUCAAUAUCCCUGUGCCGGUCAUGGCAGGGAGUCAGAGAUUUACUCUGCAACCUCCAGAGUUAAUUGGAAUAGAGCAGUGUGGGCAGUCAGAACCCAUAACUCUGAGGAUCAAGAACAUCCUGAAGGAGUAUGAUGAAGAGAAUGACAUAUUCAAAGAGCUCAUUCAGAAUGCAGAAGAUGCUGGAGCAAACACCUGUAAGUUCAUGGUGGAUUUCAGAGACCACAAAGACCCAGCGGACAGCCUCAUAGACCAAGGCAUGUCCCUCUGUCAGGGACCAUGUCUCUGGGCCUUCAACGACGAGCUCUUCACUGAGGAUGAUUGGAAAAACAUUGUCAAACUCGGAUCUGCCUCAAAAGAAAACAAGGUUGAAAAAAUAGGGAAGUUUGGACUUGGAUUUAAUGCUGUGUACCAUGUGACUGAUAUUCCUUCAAUCCUCAGUGGCAAGGGGCUUCUGAUACUUGACCCAAAUGGUACACACCUGCAAAAGCAUGCAAAUACUGGAAUCAAACUGGACUUAUCUCGGGAGCAGCUUCUGCACAGGUUUCCUGGACAAUUCAGACCAUAUGAGCGCAUUUUUGAUUGCAAUCUUUCAAAAAAGAGCACUCAGAAAUUCUACCAGGGCACGCUCAUUAAACUACCUUUCCGGACACGAGAGGAGGCUGUCAAGUCAGAAAUCAGCGGAAAUGUGUAUGACAGCGAUGGCAUAGUGAAAUUUCAACAGAAACUGAUCAACUCACAAACUCAUCUCCUCUUUCUGAAGAACAUCAAGAUGGUAUCUCUUCAAAACCUCCCGAGCGACGGUUCCACUCCUCCUCAAGAUGACCAAAUUGAGACGCUUUUCACUGCCACCAGAAAAGUUGUGAGCACAUUCAAGAUUCCAGAGGACACUCCUCCAGGAACGAUGCAGAAUGAUGCUCUGAAAUCUCUGAUGAAGCAAUAUGCGAAAUGCCAAGAGGUCAUUGACUGCCAUAGCGCCAACAUAGCAGAACUAACUCAACAACAUUGUGAUGGAUCUGAUGUCCAGUUUUGGCUUCUAUACAAUUGCUUUGGGACACAAAAUUCUUUACAAAUGGUCCAGACAGACAACAAGCAUACAGUGUUCUCCUUGCCAAUAGGAGGUGUUGCUGUACCAUUAAACAAAGAACCACAGACUGGGAAAUGGGUCCCAGGAGACACCAAACAAGUUGGCCAGGCUUUCAGCUUCCUCCCCCUCUCUGUUGCCACAGGGCUCCCGGUGAACCUGAAUGGAUCCUUUGCUGUGACCUCUAAUCGGAGAGGUCUGUGGGAGAGUGGAGUGAAAUAUGACUGGAAUAGAGCUCUCCUGCAGGAUGCUGUUACAACUGCAUAUGUCACUACACUACUAGUGUUGAAGAAUAUGUCAAAAAAUGGAGACCUUCAACGUUACCCGUACUACACCUUUUGGCCCAAUGAAAAGAAUGUGAGCAAGACCUUCAAACCCCUGGUUGAUGAAUUUUACUUUGCCAUCACUCAGCACUUCUCUGGCAAAGCUCUGGAGCUCUUCAGUGACGGGGACAACUGGUGCUCAAUGUGCAAUGCCAGAUUUCUGCACCCAACCAUUCAAGAGGACAAAGCUGUAGGAGAGCUUGCAAUGAAGACAGCAGAAAGAGGGCCAGGUGACGCUGCCACCAUGUGUGAGACAGCCUUUGGCAGCAUUGAGAUCACCUGCUGCAAGAGCCUUGAAACAGUGCUUUGGCUUGGCCAGGAGUUACUGAGUGGCACCACUGCUGCCACACAGCUGUAUGUCAAAAAGGGACAGCAAGGUUGCACCUUCUACCUAAAACACAACAACGACACAGCCCACAAAGUGAAGAGUUAG
Messenger RNA from Oncorhynchus keta (chum salmon), 5316 nucleotides. RefSeq names its product sacsin-like. The record is from RefSeq and is a predicted model, not a curated record. Lineage: Eukaryota; Metazoa; Chordata; Actinopteri; Salmoniformes; Salmonidae.